GCCGGACGAAAACUACAUUUCCCAGGAGGCAACGGAGCCUGCCAUGUUUUUCCCGUGCUCCUCACGGCCAGCAGCCCAGCACGCUGUCGGCGCUAUAGCAACGGUAGCUAGCUGCGGGGAGACAGUGGCGACAGAGGCCAUGUCUGGUCCAACUGAUGAGACGGCAGGAGACCUGCCUGUGAAAGAUACAGGUCUAAACCUCUCUGGAAUGGGAGGGUUACAAGAAACUUCAACAACACGGACAAUGAAGUCUCGCCAGGCAGUGUCACGUAUCAGUCGUGAGGAACUGGAAGACAGAUUUUUGCGUUUGCAUGAUGAGAACAUUUUACUUAAACAGCAUGCCCACAAGCAAGAGGAUAAAAUUAAAAGAAUGGCCACCAAGUUAAUACGGCUAGUUAAUGACAAGAAAAGAUAUGAGCGGGGUGGUGGCGGCCCCAAGCGGCUGGGACGAGAUGUGGAAAUGGAAGAAAUGAUUGAGCGGCUGCAAGAGAAAGUGCAUGAGCUUGAAAGACAGAAUGAAGUCCUCAAAAACAGACUCAUUUCAACCAAACAGCAACUUCAAAUCCAGGGUUACAGGCAAACACCGUACAAUUACGUGCAAUCUCGUGUUAACACGGGGCGUAGAAAAGUGAAUGAAAAUGCAGGCUCACAGGAAUGCCCCAGGAAAGGUAUUCGCUUCCAAGAUAUUGACGUAGCAGAAACUCUACAACCCAUGCUUACAAAACAUGGCAACAGUUUACUUGAAGAAGCCAGAGGAGAAAUAAGAAAUUUAGAAAAUGUUAUUCAGUCACAAAGAGGCCAGAUAGAAGAGUUAGAGCACUUGGCUGAGAUCCUGAAAACUCAGCUGAGGAGAAAAGAAAAUGAAAUUGAGUUAUCUCUUCUUCAGCUUCGAGAACAGCAGGCUACAGAUCAAAGGUCAAACAUUCGGGACAAUGUAGAAAUGAUUAAGCUUCAUAAACAACUCGUGGAGAAAAGCAAUGCUCUCUCAGUAUUGGAAGGAAAAUUUAUUCAGCUUCAAGAGAAGCAGAGAAGUCUCCGGAUCAGCCAUGACGCCUUGAUGGCAAAUGGAGAUGAGCUAAAUAUGCAACUCAGAGAGCAGCGUUUAAAAUGCUGCAGCCUUGAGAAGCAGUUACAUUCCGCGACAUUUUCUGAAAGAAAAAUAGAAGAGUUGCAGGAUAGAAUUAAUGACUUAGAAAAGGAACGGGAACUUUUAAAGGAGAACUGUGAUAAACUUUAUAACAGUGCCUUCAGUGCUGCCCACGAAGAGCAAUGGAAGCUAAAGGAACAGCAGCUCAAAGUGCAGAUCGCUCAGCUCGAGACUGCCUUAAAGUCUGACCUAGCAGACAAAACUGAAAUCCUUGACAGAGUCAAAACCGAAAGAGACCAAAAUGAGAAACUCAUCCAAGAAAAUAGAGAACUACAGUUACAGUAUCUGGAACAAAAGCAGCAACUUGAUGAACUUAAAAACCGCAUGAAGUUUUACAACCAGGACAGUGAUAUUAAUGCUGAUGAAUUGAGUGAAGCUCUCCUGCUUAUAAAGGCUCAAAAGUCACAAAAAAAUGGAGACCUUUCCUUUUUAGAGAAAGUAGACAAUAAAAUUAACAAAGAUCUAGAACGCUCCAUGAGAGAGCUACAAGCAACUCAUGCAGAAACGGUGCAAGAGCUUGAAAAGACACGAAACAUGCUAAUUAUGCAACAUAAAAUUAAUAAAGAUUAUCAGAUGGAAGUUGAAGCAGUGACCCAGAAGAUGGAAAAUUUGCAGCAAGAUUAUGAACUCAAAGUGGAACAAUAUGUUCAUCUUCUUGAUAUCAGAGCUGCACGCAUUCAGAAACUAGAAGCCCAAUUAAAGGAUAUUGCCUAUGGCACCAAGCAGUAUAAAUUUAAACCAGAAAUCAUGCCAGAUGACUCUGUUGAUGAAUUUGAUGAGACCAUUCACUUAGAACGAGGCGAAAACCUAUUUGAAAUCCAUAUCAACAAAGUAACCUUUUCUUCUGAAGUUUUACAGGCGUCUGGAGAUAAAGAGCCUGUCACUUUCUGUACCUAUGCUUUCUAUGACUUUGAGCUACAGACCUCUCCCAUAGUGCAAGGCCUCCACCCAGAAUAUAACUUCACUUCUCAGUAUCUUGUUCAUGUUGACGACUUAUUUUUACAAUACAUUCAGAAGAAUACUGUCACUCUUGAGGUCCACCAAGCUUACAGCACAGAUUACGAAACACUUGCAGCUUGUCAGCUGAGAUUCCAUGAAAUUCUAGAAAAAAGUGGUCGCAUAUUUUGCACAGCAAGUUUGGUUGGAACUAAAGGAGACAUCCCAAAUUUUGGCAUAGUGGAAUACUGGUUCAGAUUACGAAUUCCCAUGGAUCAAGCAAUUCGACUUUAUCGAGAACGAGCAAAAGCUUUGGGAUAUAUAACAUCAAAUUAUAAGGGGCCAGAGCAAAUGCAUUGGUCAAGUCAGCAGGCACCCAAAACUGCUCAGCUCAGUUCUACUGAUUCCACAGAGGGCAACUUAAAUGAACUUCAUAUUACAAUAAGAUGUUGCAACUGUCUGCAGUCGCGAGCAAACCACCUUCAGCCACACCCAUAUGUUGUGUACAAGUUUUUUGAUUUUGCAGACCACGAUACAGCCAUCAUUCCCAGUAGCAAUGAUCCACAGUUUGAUGAUCAUAUGUGUUUCCCGGUGCCAAUGAAUAUGGAUUUGGACCGAUACCUUAAGUCAGAGUCUCUGAGUUUUUAUGUGUUUGAUGAUAGUGACACUCAAGAAAAUAUUUACAUAGGAAAAGCCAAUGUGCCUCUGAUUUCACUGGCACAUGACAGGUGUAUCUCAGGAAUAUUUGAGUUAACAGAUCAUAAAAAGCAUCCUGCAGGAACCAUCCAUGUUAUAUUGAAAUGGAAAUUUGCUUACCUUCCACCAAGUGGAUCUAUAACUGAAGACUUAGGAAAUUUUAUACACAAAGAAAAGUCAAAAGUUGUUCAAAAACUACCUCCAACAUCCUCUAUUAGCACAAUAGUUGCACCAACACCUAAACCAAGACAGCAUUUAACACCUGUAGAUAAGAAAGUAUCUUUUGUGGAUAUCACACCACAUCAGAGUUCUGAGAUAACUACUUCUCCUGAAGAUGGGAAGGAAAUUUCAUCAGAAGUGGAGCAUACACCAGAAAUAGAAAUUAAUAUGCCAACUCUUUCACAUAUUCCUGAGAUUUCUCAAGGAAGCAGUGUAACGAAGGUAAAAGAGAAUACUGAGAAAAUAGAAGGAAGAGAUGAUGAUGUGUCUUGUCUCUCUGAGGGUCAGCUUGCAGACCGAAGUUUGUCUUCUUCAGAAGAUGAAACAGAAAUAACUGAGGAACUAGAACCAGAAGAUGAGGAAGAGAGAUCAGCGUCUGACAGUGAUGAAUGUAUUAUUCCUGGUCCUGUGUCCGAGAAUAUCAAACAGCCAUCAGAAAAAAUUCGGAUUGAGAUCAUAGCUCUAAGCCUUAAUGAUUCUCGAGUAACUGCAGAUGACACUAUCCAACGGCUGUUCGUUGAAUGCAGAUUCUACAGUCUUCCUGCUGAAGAGACACCUGUGUCACUUCCAAAACCCAAGAGCGGGCAGUGGGUCUACUAUAACUAUAGCAAUGUGAUCUACGUGGAUAAAGAAAACAACCAAGCAAAGAGAGACAUCUUAAAAGCUAUCCUACUGAAACAAGAGAUGCCCAAUAGAAGUUCUGGAUGCACGGGCAGACGGUGGAGGCAUUGGCAAGCUCAGGGUCACAGUCGAAGCACUCCAGGCCCUACGGUCUGUCUACGAGCAGCACAGAGAGGACCUGGAGGCUGAAAGAAGCCGCUCCAGAGGCAUCUCCUCCUCCCGAGUAAACACUCACAUGAAAGCCCUGAGAUGAGAUCUUUGUAAUCACUCUGGUGUAUAUAAUCUAUAAUUCAUGGGACGUGGGGAGGGGGAGGUCCGGGUCGGCAGUGUUCAAGUUUUGUAUACUUUUUCAUUUGUUUAUUUUGCUACUCCCUCCUUCCCACGACUGCCACCCCUCGGGACUUCAGUUCUCCACCAUGGGCAGUGCCUCCUCAAUAAUUCAUACCUACAUGAUAGCAUGAGAAAGCCCAUUUGCAUUUUCAACACUUUCUUAUGAAGAACUGACAUGCAAUUCCCAUUUUUAUUUGUAAUAAGCAAAAAGGAUAAAUCUGAGAAAACCUAGGAAAAAGACACACUUUUAUGUUAUCCCUAAUCAUCCCACUAAAUGGAAUGCCUACGAUUAGCCUCAUUAAGAGUUUUAUACUGUGAAGAUUUUAUUAGAAGCAAUAUAUGAAAAUUACUUGGAUUAAUGUGUUAAUCUUCCUCUUUAAAAUGCUAAUAUCCAUUUUAUGCACAUUAAAGCUCAGUAUGCAUUUUCUUUGAUGCAUGCAGUUUCUAUCAAUUAAAUAUAAAGAAGGAGACUCGGCACCAACUUCUGAAAUUACUUCAAGUUUUUGGUUUUCUUUCUUAAAAAUCACAGUUCUUCCCGUUUGUAUGGUUUUUAUGUAUUUGCGAUGGUGAUACGGGAUCCAGGGACGUGAAAUUUAUACUUUGAAAACUUAGCUUAUGACAUAGGAAAAAAAUUAUUAAAAGUAUGGUUCACAUUCUGAUAUGCUUAGUUAGACCUGAAAGGAAUAUCUUUUUUUUUAUCAUUUUUUAAAAUUUACAUCAAGCCUUGUACAAAGGUGGGGUGGAUCUGGAUAACCAGAUCCUCGAAAAGCCGCUCAGAAAGUUAAUUUUCUAGCUUUUACCCAAUCUCACUGAAGGAUUUAAUUGAUAUUUUUAAUGGAGCCGUGAAUCAAUGCUGCAAAGGAAUUGUCUCUAGAGGUCUAGGAUAUAAUGCAUUUCAUUUUUUAAUUUACUUUUUUAUUUGUCAUUUUCUUCAAAGGAUUUUUAUAGGCUGUGGGUUUUCACUGUUUGCAAACAGGCUAUGUUCCUUCUUAAGCAUAUGUAAAGUAUUCAGGGAGAUAAGUAAUUUAUUAAAAUCUACCUAAUUUGCCGUGAUAUAUUAAAUCUCUGCUUCAGUGAUCACAGACCAUUUCAUUUAGAGAAUUAGGCAUUCCCUCUUUGUGUGAUUAAAGCUCUGGAAAAUGAGUUCUUUGCUCCUAUUUGUGAACAUUCAAAGCCUGCUAAUGGCAAGAAGAUGGAAUAGAUUAUGAGACAAUUCAUUACAGUUCAACAGAAAAAAAAAAGCAGCUAUAAUGCAAAAAUGCAAGUAUGAAUAUCUGCAUAUAGUUUGAACCAUCUGUGCUCUAAUGGCUUCAAUAAUGACUCUCGUCUUUAGGAGGCUUUGAAAUGACAUCCGUACAAUAUUAAUUUGUUGAUGUACAUUGUGGGACCAGUAGAGUACGAUCUGACCGCAGAAAUCUAUAAAUUCUGUCUCUACCAUUGGGCCUCCCUGUCUGGGGCCCGCCAUCUCCAAGAAGAAUCUUGCUCUCAUCAGACUCUGCAAAUCUUCAUAAUAACUCAUUCCUCUGGAACCUUCUAGAGACCGCAAACAUCUGCAGACUAAACCUCUCCAAUCCUAGUAAACAGCCACAUGUUUGUUGUCACUUCA
Molecule: messenger RNA, 5555 nt
Organism: Felis catus (domestic cat)
Lineage: Eukaryota; Metazoa; Chordata; Mammalia; Carnivora; Felidae
Gene: RPGRIP1L
Product: RPGRIP1 like
Exons: 25
Coding region: 44-3808 (1254 amino acids)
Biological process (GO): retinal rod cell development; non-motile cilium assembly
Cellular component (GO): photoreceptor connecting cilium
Molecular function (GO): thromboxane A2 receptor binding
Source: RefSeq, a predicted model, not a curated record